AUGGAUGAGCAAGACUCAGCUGGUCCUGGAGCAGAAAGAGGCCAUGGCAUUGACACUGGGAGCAGUGGGGGAUUCUGGGAAAGCUCCAUGCAGAAGAUCCUGGGAGAGGAGGACACCCUUCGCUCAGAGGCGCAGAGCCAGCAGUUGAGGCAGUUCUGCUCCCAGGAGGCUGAAGGACCCCGAGAAGUUUGCAGCCAACUCUACCGCUUUGACCAUCAAUGGCUGAAGCCAGAAAGGCACACGAAAGCUGAGAUGCUGGACCUGGUGAUCUUGGAGCAGUUCCUGGCUGUCCUUCCAGCGGAGAUGGAGAGCUGGGUGAGGGAAUGCGGAGCGGAGACCAGUUCCCAGGCAGUGGCCCUGGCCGAAGGUUUCCUCCUGAGUCAGGCAGAGGAGAGGAAGCAGGUGGAGAAGCAGCAGGUGAGAGAGACUUUCCUCUGGAUGCUUCCAAAGGGCUCCAAACAGGAGGGAGAAGAUCCUUUUUUUGGAAAGCAUCCAAGGAAUAAGAUCGGAUACUCCUAAAGUUUUUGCCUCUGCAAAACUCUCUGAAAUCUUUGUUUCUCUUUCAGGGAAAGGAUCUGUUUGCAGAAAUGGGUCCUGAUUCGUCUGAGGCAGAGAGGAUUCCAUUGGUCCCCAGGAAGUGGCUGCUGGGUAAGGAAGGAGUUUUGAUUCUGUUUGCUACAUUCUGUGGAUUUUGAAUCUACCCUGUGGAUUCUUUCCAACUUUUAGUGGAAGGCACUUGGGGCCCAGAGAAGGGGAGAUGUAUUUUUACACAACUAGAAUAUGAAAUAGGUUGGGACACUGAAGUGGACUCAGCUGGGGAGACAUUCAGAGAACCCUAAAAUUGUAGAGUUGGAAGAGUGAGCCCAAGGGACAUCUAGUCCAACCAUCUGCAAUGCCAUCGUUCUCAACUAAAGUAUCCACAACCAAUUAAAACCCUCUGUUGAAAACCUCUGAGAAAGGAGAGUCCACUACCUUCCAAGCGAUAAAUGAUUUUUUUCUCGGUUUUUUCACAUUCUGUGGAUUUUGAAACUAAUCUGUGGGUUCUUUUCAUCUUUUCCAGAAAGAUAUCUGAAGCCAAGAGACCAGAGGAGGGGAGAUGUAUUCUUGCACUACUAAAAUAUGAAUUGGAUAGAAAUGCUAAAAUGCACUCAGCAGGGAAGACUUUUCUAAGGCCCACCUGUAGUUAGAGAUGCACUGUUUCACCUCUGAGAGAAACACCAUGCACUCCUGGCUUCCCACUUACCUUUGUCUCUUGCAGGUGACAGAAGGAUGCCAGCAAGACCUUCUCAUCCUUCUUUCCAUGGUGGCAAAGUGCAAGUAGCGGCUGUGGAACCAGAUCAGGUAGGGAGAAAGAGCCUUGUGGGCAAAGAGGCUGAGAGGUGGGGCAGCCAGGGUGCCUCUGGACCCAAACAAAUCACUCUCCUCCUCUUUGCUUCUGUCACAACUGCCCUUAAAAAGUCCAAAAAUGCCAUUUGAGAAGGUUUAUCUGCUGAAACUGUUACCGGAAAAAUCCGAGGGCUCCCUUGGACAAAAAGUAAAGACACCAACCAGAGUAAAUUGGAGCAAAUCAGCAGCCUGUAGGCUUGGCCUUUACUGAACUGUUGCAACAGGGUGCUCCCCUCACUUGCAGGAGAGAGGAAAGACACAGAAAAAUGGUGUGCAAGGCCUUAUAAAAACUUUUGAAAUUCCCACCCUGUAGAUCAAGACAACCCCCAGAAACAUCAUGCAUACAUCACAGAAAGGAGAGGUUGAGGGAGGAGUUGUGGUGGUAACCUGAGUGUCCUGUCACCUGGCUGGUUCCCCCUUUCCCCCUCCCCAUGAGUACUUUCCAGGUGACAGAGGGGAGUUUGCAGUUUCCUGCCCCCAGAGGGAAGAUCUGAUCAUUGUCCUUUGUUCCAGUCCAUGCUGAAUCCACUCCCAUAUGCAAGUGUCUUUGUGAUCUUGAUUGUCUUCUGUCUAGGACCAUCAGGGUUGGCAUAGCAACUGGGCAGGGCUCCUGUGGAUGUGCUGGAAUGUUCAAGGGAUUAUGGUGGCCUGUAUCAAACCUUCCCCAUUUUGUAGUCCUUCCUUCAUGGAGUAAAAGAAAAGUGGAACAGUGCAAAUCCGAUGUAUGGUUGCUUUUCUAUGAAUUUAUAACAGAAGCGUAGCGUAUGUAGUGUGUGAGUGUGUGUGAAGUUUGUACAGACUGAAUGAUUGGAGGGGGGGUUUCCUGCAACAAAACUAAUGAACGGCCACCUCACUUUAACUUUCCUUCUGAAUGUUGCUAAUUUAUCAGUUGUUGCAGUUUAAUUUGUUUAUUUUUUGUGAAAUACUAAAAUACACUUCUCACCAAUUUACAAACUGUAAAGAACAGGAACCAGGAUUAACCCUUACCAGCCCCAUCUCUUGGAAAAUACGGCUUUCCCCACCCUCUCCUCCUUGUGCCCCUAUGUACCCCUUGAAGUUGGCCUUAGGGCAUUGGGAGGGCCCCCCCCCACCAAUGUACACAAUAAAAUACACAAGAAAACAAUUCUAUUAAGAUAUUGAAAGGAGCAUCUAUUCUUAAAAUAUGUCGGAAAACAAUCCCAUGAAAACAACAGAGCAAUUAACAGGCAGGAAACAAAAGCGCAAUGUGAAGUAGAUGAUCUUUUUCUUUUUAAAAAAAAGAUAUUUAUUGAGAAUUUUCAGGUUACAAAGAAAAAAAAGAAGGAAAAAAUAAGAAAAAAAAAGAAAGAGAAAGAAAAGAGUAGAUAAAAGUAACAAUUAAACAAUACAAAUCAAUCAAAAAGAAAAAACGAAACACACAAUGCAACACAAUCAAAAAACAAAAAUAUACAACAAAUUUAAAAACAAAUCCAAUAUUCCCAAAUCCUUAACUUUCAUUAACUUAUUUCAUCGACCUCCUCACACCUCCCUUUUUUGUAUUCUAGUUGUUAAUUAUCUCAGCAAAUCCUUUCCGUCUUUCACAAUAUUCUGUCAUUAAAUUACCUUAAUCUAUUUUAAACCUUAUCUUACCAUAAAAAACCUUAAAACUUAAAACUUAUUUAUACCGAAUUCUUUUAACCAUAACAUAUUCUUACAUAAUUCUUUUUAACAUUUCUGCUAAAGCCAAUUAAUUUCAUUCCAACAUUUUUCUGAUACUCAUUAAUUUUGCGAUACUUUUCUAAAUAAUUUUUUAAAACUUUCUUCCAAUCUGCAUCCAUCGUCUCUUCUCCUGGUCUUGGGUUUUGUCAGUCCUUUCUAUCCCAUCCAUCUAGUCCAUCAACCUGGUGACCUUAUAUCCGAGGCUCUUAAGUCUUUUCCAUGUCCCUUCCGCAGGUCUUCUUCAUGUUUAUACCUGUACUUUACUUUGUCUUCUUCUCCUUUCACUCUGGGUUACUCCAACUUGACAAUAUUUUUGUCCCUUCUCGACAAGUCAGCCCCUUUUCCAUAGUCAACACUGAAAUCCAUGUGGUAUUUAAAGGCAUGUUUCAAGGCCCCUCCAAAAUUAGGGGCCCCCACAACUCCGAGCUCCCCCCAGCCUAAAGCCGGACUUGAAAAAUCAAAACAUCUCUGCAUAGGGGGGUCCAUCCAGCCCCCCAUCUCCAAACCAAGCAGAACUCUCUCUCUCCAAAUCUGACUUUUUCCAGGCUCAUUCAUCAAAUCCAACGACUCAUGUUCCUGCUGGGCCACAACUCCCUCCAUCUCUGCCACCCAAGGUCCAGCAACAGCCUCCUCCCUCAUCUCAUCUGUCAAAGCACAUUCCUGGAUUAAUUCCUGAGUGGGUUCUAUAUAGGUACCCACUGACUGUCCAAAAUUUCCUAUCGCAACUGUCAUCAAAUCCAUUUUCUCAUGUAACUGUUCCAAUAAAGCACUUGUCUUGCAAAAGGCAAGCACCAGAGCUUCGGAGCACAUUCUUGUUCAAGGUUGAAGUCUGGUCCCACGAUCUUAAUCUUUUACAGCUGCAAAACUCCCCAGUUCGGCUUUAAUAACAGUUUCCCGAGCUCCCUCUAGGGGAAACAAUUUCUAUUUGUAUCCAUCUUUUUUUCCUUUUUUCUUUAAAGGCAGAUUUAGCAACAAAGUUUUCCUUUUUCAGAUAUUUUGUCAAAGUUUUGUUCCUUUUAAAAGCGAAAGGGAACAAUGGAAUCAAUAUGUUUCUGUUCUUUUAAAUAACUGUCAAAGACGUUUGUCCAUAGUCAAUGAACUUCUCCAAAACGUCUGUCUCAACACCCCGCUCCAGGUUCAAGACGGUGGAAAAUUACCUUUCUUUACUCUCUCUUCUGCAGGUUUAAACAGUCUAAAAAAGGUUCCCCCCUCUUCUCCUGCUUCCAAGGGGGGUUCAGUAACUUUAAAUGAUGAAAAUUUAGUUCUUUACAAAUGACUUUCUGAACUCUAGCUUGCCGUGUCUUUGCUUCAAUCUAUCUACAAAAGCGGAAGGCGGACUUCCUGUUUAGACCUUCCCGCUUUCGAUGCCUAAUUAAAAAAAAUUUCACAGUCCAAUUUUCCGUUCUACUCACGGGCAGUUGUUUGAAAUCCAAUUGUUCACAGGAAAAAGUCAGCGCUCUCCGGCAACAGCAAUGCGGCUUCACUCCGUGAAAGAAGCAGUUGAUUCAAAGCACCGCGCCACUCACCCCAUGUCGCUCCAGAUCCCCAAAACCGGGUUUCCCCGCGAGUGGAGGGGGCGCAAAGGUGCCAGCCGAAUCCCACGUCCACAGGCUUCUCCCGCCUGUGGUUUUUGAUGGGUCUCCGCCUCGCCGUGGCGGUUCAGACCCUGUUUUCCACGGAGUGGAUUCCUCCCGAUCGGAGGAAAUCCGCCAUUGCCAGAGGCGCCAACCCGGGUGAAGUAGAUGAUCUUUAUGCUAAGUGGAGGAACUUUUCCUUUUCCUUUUAGGGUUCAUUGUGCUUUGAAGAUGUAGCUGUUCAUUUCACGGAAGAGGAGUGGGCGUUGCUGGAUCCUGACCAGAGAACUCUGCAUAAGGAAGUCAUGGGGGAGAAUCGUGGGAUCCUAGACUCUCUUGGUAAGGCUCCCUGUUGGAUCAUAAUUUCUGUUUUGAAAUUCUCUAUGUGAUGAACCUCCAAUAUUUUGAUGUUCAAGAGCGCUACCUACCACAUCUGGGAUUCUAACACCCCUACAGCACACCUUGAAUGGAAGGCUAUCAAGUGUUUUGUCUGUGAAUACUCUUCCUCCAAUUCUGCCUUUUAAAGCAUGCGUCAGGCUGGUCUGAACUGGCCAGGCCCUUUAAAGGUAGCCUUCAGCGUGGUUAGGGAAACUGAAGUAGCUUCUGUCAGGUAUUUUUAUUUCAUAGAAUCAUAGAAUUGUAAGUUUGCUUCUGUCCGUUUUUGGUUGACUAAACAGAUGACAGACAUUGGAGAUGGAGUGGAUUCUAUGAUUGGGCCAAACAAAGUUUGCCCCCCAAAACAGCCAGACUUUUCAAAUCUCAGCUUCCCAUAAAUAUGUCUGUGAAUCUAACUCUCUUCCUGUAUCACUGCUGUGUCCAACCAGUCCAUGGCAAACCACCUACAGUGCAGCAAUCCCAAUUAAACCAUCCAUGACAGGUGGUCAUCCUACCUCUGCUUGAAAACUACCCAUGAAGGAGAGUCUACCACUUCCUGCUGGAGACGUUCUACAGUCGAAAAGCUCUUACUGUCAGAAAGUUCUUCCUAAUGUUUAGUUGGAGUCUCCUUUCUUGAAUUCAUUGGCUUGGAUUCUACUCUCUGGAGCAGGAAAAAACAAGCUUGCUUCAUCUUUCAUAUGACAACCCUUUAGAUAUUUGAAGAUGGCUGUCAUAUCUUCUUUCAGUUUUCUCUUUUCCAGGCUAACAUACCUAAUCCCCUCAACUGUUCCUCACAAGGCUUGGUUUCCAGACUGAUCACACACAUUCCAGCUUGUCAACAUCCUUCUUAAAUUGUGGUGCCAAGAACUGGUGUGGUCUGACCAAGGCAGAAUAGAGUGGGUCCGUUCCUUCCCUUGAUCUGGACACUUGAUGCAGCCUAGAAUAGCAUUAGCAUUUUUUGCUACUGCAUCACACUUAUGCCACGUGGUAAGCUUGUGGUCUGCUAAGAGCCCUAGCACCUUUUCACAUGUACCACUUGCAAGCCAGGUGUUCCCUAUCUUGUUUCUGCAGAUGUUAUUCCUGCCUAACCAAAGGCACAAAUAUAAGUUGGCAGACAAAAAAGGCACUGAACCCUGUAGUAAGGCCUCACUUCUAACUCUCUUUGGUUCUCCCUCUAUCACAAGUGUUGAUUAGCAUUGUUCUGUAAUCUGGGAUUCUACCUCUUCCUGAGGAUCUAAUCUGUUUCUAUCUUUGUUGCAGGUGGUGAUAAUUUGGAGAUUAAGAACAAAGGGGACAACGCCAAAAUCAAGAAAGUGGAAAUGCCACAUACAUAUUUGGAGGUGGCUGAGAGCUCCCAUUCCACUUCCCAUAAAAGAACCCCAGUGGGGAAGAAACCAUAUCAGUGCUUGGAAUGUGCAAAGAGUUUCAGUCAGAAGGCCAAGCUCACUUCCCAUCAAAGAAUUCACACAGGGGAGAAACCCUAUCAGUGCUUGGAAUGUGGACAGAGGUUCAGCCGGAAGGAUAGUCUCACUUCCCAUCGAAGAAUUCAUACAGGGGAAGAACCGUAUCAGUGCUUGGAAUGUGGAAAGAUCUUCAGUCAGAGAGCCCAUCUCACCGCCCAUCAAAGAAUUCAUACAGGGGAGAAACCAUAUCAGUGUCUGGAAUGUGGAAAGAGCUUCACCUGGAAGGUAAAUCUCACAGCCCAUCAAAUAAUUCAUACAGGGGAGAAACCAUAUCAGUGCUCAGAAUGUGGAAAAAGCUUCAGUGGGAGGACCAAUUUUGUUGCUCAUCAAAGAAUCCAUACAGGAGAGAAACCAUAUCAGUGCUUGGAAUGUGGAAAGAGCUUCAUCUGGAAGAAAAAUUUCACUUACCAUCAGAGAAUUCAUACAGGAGAGAAACCAUAUCAGUGCUCUGAAUGUGGAAAGAGCUUCAGUGUGGGGGCCAAUCUCAUAGCCCAUCAAAGAAUUCAUACAGGAGAGAAACCAUAUCAGUGCUUAGAAUGUGGAAAGAGGUUCAGUGCAAGGACUAAUCUCAUGGCCCAUCAAAGAAUUCAUACGGGAGAGAACCCAUAUCAGUGCUUGGAAUGUGGAAAGAAGUUCAGUCGGAAGGAAAGUCUCACUUCCCAUCAAAUAAUUCAUACAGGGAAGAAACCAUAUGAAUGCUCUGAAUGUGGAAAGAGCUUCACUCAGAAGAAAAGUUUCACUUCCCAUCAAAGAAUUCAUACAGUGGAGAAAGUAAAUCAAUGCUUGGAAUGUGGAAAGAGCUUCACUGAGAAGCAAAGUCUCACCUUACACCUAAGAAUUCAUAUUGGUGAGAAACCAUAUCACUGCUUGGAAUGUGGAAAGAGGUUCACUCAGAAGGGAAGUCUCACUUUACAUCAAAGAAUUCAUACAGGGGAGAAACCAUAUAAAUGCUUGGAAUGUGGAAAGAGUUUCACUCAGAAGGGAGGUCUCACUUCCCAUCAAAGAAUUCAUACAGGGGAGAAACCAUAUCAGUGCUUGGAAUGUGGAGAGGGCUUCACUUACAAGGAAACUCUUACUUCCCAUCAAAGAAUUCACACAGGGAAGAAACCAUAUCAGUGUUUGGAAUGUAGAAAGAGCUUCAGUCAAAUCUCCUCUCUCAAUUCCCAUCAAAGAAUUCAUACGGGGAAGAAACCAUAUCAGUGCUUUGAAUGUGGAAAGAACUUCAAUACGAGGGGCCACCUCAGUUCCCAUCAAAGAAUUCAUACAGGGGAGAAACCGUAUCAAUGCUUAGAAUGUGGAAAGAGCUUUACUUGGAAGAGUAAUCUCACUUCCCAUCAAAGAAUUCAUACAGGAGAGAAACCGUAUCAGUGCUUGGACUGUGGAAAGAGCUUUACCCACAAGGAAAGUCUCACCUCCCAUCAAAGAAUUCAUACAGGGAAGAAACCAUACCAGUGCAUCGAAUGUGGAAAGAGCUUCACUCAGCAGGAAAGUCUCACCUCCCAUCAAAUAAUUCAUACAGGGUAG
Podarcis lilfordi (Lilford's wall lizard) is the source of this 7999-nucleotide messenger RNA. Lineage: Eukaryota; Metazoa; Chordata; Lepidosauria; Squamata; Lacertidae. The record is from the annotation of a GenBank genome assembly.